AGUCAGCACAGAGUUGUACGCUAGCAUUCAUGGCCAGGGAGGUGCACGGCAGGGAGGCUUUUGCCUCUCUGUCUCCCCUCUUUUCGUUUCUCUGGAUCGCGGGUUUUCCUCCACACCGCAGCAUGCCCAAUUUGCUCUUUGCUGAAGAGAAAAUGGAGGCACAAAAGCUAGAAAAGCAAACUGGAAAAUGGAACUUUUUAUAGCUUAUUAUUUCUGGUACCGGUUACAAGACAACGACGCCAGGUGACGGGGGGGGGGGGGAGAAAAGGUAAGCGUCGUGACAGUAGCGUAUAGUAUUACAAGUCACAGAACUCAAGCUGUGUGAGUGUUUCCUGUUGCGGGCAGACAGGAAGUACUCGGCUUAGUUGGAUUUCACGGUGUCUCUUGGUCCUCCGCUUGCUCUCUGCAAACGUCUUCUUGCUGAGUAGACCGCUCCCUUAUGGCAAAAGGUCUGUGCAGACAUUAUCGAAGAGUUCUGACACUUUGAUGGCCUAGUUCUAAGCUACGUGGACGUCUCGAAUGGGUUUGAGCUGUGCAUUAUCAACGUGGAAGACUGCUCAUGCGAUCGUAACACACUGGAACCAAAGAGGGAGACUUUUGGGUUGUUUCUGACUGGUCCUUGAACAAACAUCCUUGAAGAACCUCAAAUGUAUCCAGAAGAAGACCUUUUGUCGUUGGAUGGGAAGACAUAGAGGGAGCAUGUCAUUGACCGUAAACUACUUUGGCACGAAUGCUUCCGUUAACUUCAAAGAAGCAAACCAAGAAUACACAAAAACUAUAUUUGGCGAGAUACAUGCAUCCAUCGACACUUUGGCAUUCACGUUCGGCAAUGUAGUUUCUGACUUCCUUAUGGGAGAUGUGGACAGUGGCUCAGGGUUGGGGACCCCCCAGACCAGGAGAAGCAGGUCUUUUGACAACCUCUCCGUGGAUCCUGAGGGAUACGCUUCAGAGAAAAAUGACCUUGUGGGCCCGGAGGUGUCGCUCACGCGGGAGGAAGAGGUUGACCUGACCCUCUUGAAGAAUGACAGCGGUGUGGAGUCAGCUCUUCUCUACGCCAAAGCCUGGUCCAAAUAUAUCAAAGACCUCCUGGCCUGGAUGGAGAAGCGGCUGGCAAUGGAUAUGGAGUAUGCCAAAAGCUAUGCAAAAAUGGCUGAUUCUGCUAAGCAGUUGGUUAGUCAACAGGUGUUUAUGCCAUUCAGCGAGGUCUACAUUUCUACAUUCAAGAACGACAUUGAAUCCAAUCAGCUGCUCAUUCAAACUGCAACGGCUCUGCAGACGAAUAAAUUCAUACAGCCUCUUCUGGCCCGUAAAAAUGAACUCGACAAGUUGAGGAAAGACCUCAAGGAGCAGUGGCAGAGGGAACAAAAAAAAAUGCAAGAGGCAGAUGCGACCGUGCGCAAGGCGCGAGUACUGAAGGGCCAGAGGCGCGAGGAGUACCAGAAAGCCCGUUCAUCCACCAACCGCUCCCAGGAGGAGCAGUCCAAUGCUGCUAACAAACAGCUGGAGAAGAAGAGGAAGCUGGAAGAGGACGCUCUGCAGAAGGCGGAAGAAGCCCGGGACCAGUACCAAACCUGUAUGGCUGACGCAGGCGUCAGGAGAAUGGAUCUGGCCAACGCCAAGAGCACCAUCCUCACACAAAUCCGAGAGAUGGUCUUCCAGUGUGACCUCACAUUAAAGGCUGUGACAGUGAACUGGUUUCAGAUGCAGCAGGCUCAGAGCGCGCCGCUCCCCACCCACUACCAGGCCCUCAGCGAGAGUACCAAGUUGUAUGAACCGGGAGAAUGUUACGCUGAGUUCGUCCGGAAUCUGCCCAGAAAUCUGCCCAAAGAACGUGUGCACUUAGACUCCACCUCCUCUGACAAUACCAGGUUUGUGUUGAACAAAAGGUCCGUGGGCAGCAUGCAUUCCUCCCACGGCAACUUAUCUCAGGGAUCCAUCGCCUCCUGCGACGUGUUGAGCGGCGACGAAGCGGACAGUCCCCUCCACCUGCCUGCAAAGAUCAGCCAGCGGAUGUCCAACAGCAGCACGGACAUACAAGCCCUGAGAAGCCAGACCACUUUGAGAACCUGGGCCUCAAGCAGUCAAGGCAGCCAGGGCGCGAUGUGCAGCGACUCAGAGAGUGCUGGAGGCAGCAGCGAGUCAAGAUCCAUGGACUCCCCCACUGCCAGUCCAGGUGUCUUCAAAAGACGGCUGCCGAGGACUCCCUCCACUGGGACCAUGUCUUCUGCUGAUGACUUGGAUGAGAGAGAGCCGCCCUCGGACAAUGGUUUGGCAGAGAUGGUGACGGAGACGGCCAGUUCUCCAGGUCCCUUCCGGAAUGCUCAGAUGUCCAAAGCCGCCCAAACCCAUAAGCUGAGAAAACUACGCGCCCCGUCCAAGUGCAGAGAGUGUGACAGUUUGGUGGUUUUCCAUGGAGCCGAGUGUGAGGAGUGUUCGCUGGCCUGCCACAAGAAGUGUCUAGAGACGCUUGCUAUCCAGUGUGGCCAUAAAAAGCUGCAGGGCAGACUACAGCUGUUUGGGAUUGACUUUGCCCAAGCAUCAAAGAACAGCAUGGACGGAAUCCCUUUCAUCAUCAAGAAGUGCACGUCUGAGAUUGAGAGUCGAGCCCUCAACAUCAAGGGGAUUUAUCGUGUGAAUGGGGCCAAAUCGCGUGUCGAGAAGCUUUGCCAGGCGUUUGAAAAUGGGAAGGACUUGGUUGAGCUGUCGGACCUUUCACCCCAUGACAUCAGCAACGUCCUCAAACUCUACCUGAGACAGUUACCAGAGCCAUUGAUCCUGUAUCGAUACUACAACGACAUUAUCGGCUUGGCCAAAGAGUGCCAGAGAGUGAUUGUUGAGGAGGCUAAAAAAACGCAGAGCACCCCGCUGGGGGAGAAGGGGGAGGCGAGCAUCCAGCUCAACAGGGUCAUUUUCAAGAUCAGAGACCUUCUCCGCCAGCUGCCUACAGCCAAUUACAAGACUCUGCGUUUCCUAAUUGCGCACCUAAACAGAGUGACGGAGCAGGCCGAGGAGAACAAGAUGACGGCGAGUAACCUGGGCAUUAUCUUUGGCCCCACGCUGGUCAAGCCGCGCCUGGCAGACGCUGAGGUGUCCCUUUCGUCCCUGGUAGACUACCCUUACCAGGCCCUGAUGGUGGAGUUGCUGGUGCGACACUUUCAGACAGUCUUUGACGUGUCGCCUUUGCGCAACUCUGAUAACGCCGUCACUGGCCAGGCGUCGCCCAGACUCACCCCCUUAGAGAAGCUGCAGCGGCUCAGCAGGCACUCCGCCUCCCUCAUGGACUUCAAAGAGAGUUCCAAAGUGUACAAAAGAUACUCCUCAGUAAUCCCGUCCUCGCACAUCAUGGACGAGGUGCAGCCGGGAGCAAACAGCGCAGAGGUCUCUGCCCUGGACAGACUCAACGGGAAGCCGUCGCCAAGUGAAGGAGACGUCCAGAGGUCGACCUUAGUGUUUGGCCGCCCCAGCACCACCGUUCCCUCCGCCACCGCUGUGGCGCCGAGGGUCCAGCUACGCGCCCAGCGCAGCAGACAGGUGUCUCGACCGAUCAGCAUGCCGCUAGAACGCCUGCCCAACCCCGCCCAGAUCAGCGAGAGGAAUCACCGCAACGGUGCCACCAAAGAUGAGGCGAGCUCCGCUGAGCGGGACUCCAUCUCUGAAACCAUACAGGAGAUCCCAGAGCCGGAUAAGGCUCACCACAGUGGCUCGUCGAGGGUCAGCACCUACUACAUCACUCCUUUCUUUGACACACAGACAGUGCAGAGGAGGACGUGGGACAGGAAGUACAAGCACUAUGAUGUUACACCCAGGACUGCCAUGAUCGUGGCCAACCUGCCGUCUGCCUGCUCUGGAGUACAACCUGUGAAGGCAACGGCGGCGGUCCCGGCGACCACUGCCUCCGUGACCCCCGCCACAUGCGGUGCGAGCACGGUAUUCUCCAUCAACCCCCCCUACACAGCGUCGGUCAAGCCUGGCUGGACCUCUAAAAGGGAAAACGACGCAGACUAUUCGGUCGGUAAGUCGUGCAUCUCACCGACCCAAAUGUUGACGCUAAGGGCGCCGCGGACUCUGCAGCCGCCCCCUGGGACUUUCUAUAAGCCCCCCGUGUCCAUGAGCAGCAGAGCCAGGACGCUUCCAAACCGGACUACAACCGUGACCACCACCACCUCAUCGCUCGCCCCCACCCACUCCGCCCAGGUAGUCACCCUGCCCUCUGCCCCAGCAAGCCCCCCACAGACACAGGACCCCACCGGCAGCGUCGUGGACCCCACCGGCAGCGUCGUAGCCCCCGGGGUCUCGACCCUCGCCAGCCUUUCUCCCCCGCAGUCCCCUCCCCCCAGCAGCCCCGAGGACCUCAGCCCCAGCGAGACCAAACCCGUCUACCAAAGACUGCGACCUCGGCAGAUGCAGGAGCUUGAGCGCAGAGAGGCCCAUUUCGUUUGACACCAAAAACCAUAUUAUACCUGUAAAUAGUAAUGUAUCUGUGCCAUAAUGUAUCCAGUGGAAAACAUAUUUUUUAUUUUUUUUUAUCAUACAAGCUGAGAGCGGGAGACAUUUUGGCCUCCGAAAUGAAACCAUAAAGUGUUACAAGUACUAAUAUAUUGUAUUUUACAUGUUCAAGUCAAAAGGAGCACAGUGGUUGGUCUACCAAGCAAUCAAAGCAAACACAUGUGUAAGUGUAAAGCAAACCGUAACAAGAUAAAAAACAAACAAAUUGAUAUAUUUCUGUAAAGAAUAGUCCUGCCGAUCAUUUUCGUUGUCUUAAUUGAACCUAUAAGUUCAUGUACAAUGUCUGAUUUGUUAUAAAAUAAUACUUUAUUGAAUCACACAAUGCACUUAACAGAGGUUCAAAUUCUAAUUGUUGCCUUAAAUGUUCAAAUUUGCUACAUUUUGUAUUUUAUUUGGAGGUAUUUUUAACAUGAGAUUUUCAACUUGAAAGAGUUCAACAGCUUUACCUUUUUUUAAUUGGUCCCUUGUUGCCUGUGAUUGGUACAUCUUUUCUCCGUAUGUAUCUGUUUACGUUUUUUAUACUCCUUCAUACACACUGCAUGUUCGUCCCAGUUGUUUUGUCUCAUCGCAUUCUUGCGACUAUACAGAAGAAAAAUGACAAGCAACAGUUGUUGCUGCAAAUUAAAAAUGUAGUUCCAACUUUGCAA
Pungitius pungitius (ninespine stickleback) is the source of this 5153-nucleotide messenger RNA. RefSeq names its product rho GTPase-activating protein 29-like. Gene Ontology annotation, molecular function: GTPase activator activity. The coding region runs from base 679 to 4440 and encodes 1253 amino acids. The transcript has 20 exons. Gene Ontology annotation, cellular component: cytoplasm. NCBI's taxonomy places the organism in Eukaryota, Metazoa, Chordata, Actinopteri, Perciformes, Gasterosteidae. The record is from RefSeq and is a predicted model, not a curated record. Gene Ontology annotation, biological process: signal transduction; activation of GTPase activity.